GGAGCAGCCUCCGCGCUGGGCGUUGAGGCCGGGGCCGAGUGAAGUGACACUGACACUGUGGGAGAGUGACCGUCACCGUCCGUCCCCGAGCAGCUAACUGCAGCUAGCUACCGACGGCCGCAGGGAGCCCGGCCAUGGAGAGCGGCGACCUGCGGGGAGCGGCGGCGGAGUACGCGCAGGACGGGUCCGUGGACCUGCGCGGCAACCCCGUGCUCCGCUCCAAGCGCGGCGGCUGGACGGCCUGCUCCUUCAUCGUCGUGUACGAGCUGUUCGAGCGGAUGGCGUACUACGGGAUCGCGUCCAACCUCAUCAUCUACCUGACGGACAAGCUCCACCAGGGCACCGUGGAGGCCUCCAACAACGUCACCAACUGGUCCGGCACCGUCUUCCUCACGCCGCUGCUCGGCGCCUACGUCGCCGACGCGUACCUCGGCAGGUACUGGACCUUCGUCGUCGGCUCCGCCAUAUACUUCAUGGGGAUGGUGCUGCUGGUGCUGUCGGUCACCCUGCCGGCGCUGAAACCGCCGCCGUGCGACGCGGGCGUCUGCCCGAAGGCCUCAGCACUGCAGCUCGGGGUCUACUUCGGCGGGCUGUACAUCGUGGCCUUCGGCAACGGCGGCACCAAGCCCAACAUCUCCACCAUCGGCGCCGACCAGUUCGACGAGUUCGACCCGCGGGAGAAGAUGCACAAGCUCUCCUUCUUCAACUGGUGGAUGUUCACCAUCUUCCUCGGCAUCCUCUUCUCCUCCACCGUCCUCGUCUACCUCCAGGACAACGUCAGCUGGUCCAUCGGGUACGGCAUCCCCACGCUGGGCCUCCUGGUCUCCAUCGCCGUCUUCCUCGCCGGCACCAAGCUGUACCGCCACAGGGUGCCGCAGGGCAGCCCGUUCACGAGCAUGGGCAGGGUGCUCGCCGCCGCGCUCUUCAAGUGGAACGUCCCCGUCCCGACCGACGCCAAGGAGCUGCACGAGCUGGACCUCGAGGUGUACACGAGGAAGCGCAAGUUCCGGAUGGACUCGACCAACUCCAUGAGGUUCCUGAACAAGGCCGCCGUGAAGGACGACGGCGGCGGCUCGCCGGCGAGGUGGAGCCUGUGCACGGUUACCCAGGUGGAGGAGACGAAGCAGAUCAUCAAGCUGGUGCCGCUCCUCGUGACAACGUUCGUGCCGUGCACGCUGAUCGCGCAGACCACCACCCUGUUCGUGAAGCAGGGCGCGACCAUGAACCGGCACAUGGGGCCGCACUUCCAGAUCCCGCCGGCGAGCCUCGGCGCGUUCGUCACGCUGACCAUGCUCAUCGCCAUCGUGGUGUACGACCGGGUCUUGGUCAGGGCCGUGCGGCGGUACACGAAGAACCCGCGAGGGAUCACCAUCCUGAAGCGGAUGGGCAUCGGCAUGUUCCUGCAGGUGGUGACGAUGGGGAUCGCGUCGGCGACCGAGAGCCGGAGGCUGGCGUACGCGCGGAGCCAUGGCCUGGACAAGACCGGCGGCGAGCUCGGGCUCACCAUCUUCGUGCUGCUCCCGCAGUUCGUGCUGAUGGGCCUCGCCGACGCGUUCCUGGUGGUGGGCAAUAUCGAGUUCUUCUACGACCAGGCGCCGGAGAGCAUGAAGAGCCUGGGCACGGCCAUGUCGCUGACGGCGUACGGCAUCGGCAACAUCCUCAGCAGCUUCCUGCUGUCCACCGUGACGCGCAUCACCCGCGAGCGGGGGAACGCCUGGGUCACCAACAACCUCAACGCCUCCAACCUCGACUACUACUACGCCUUCCUCACCGUGCUCGGCGGCAUCAACUUCCUGGCCUUCCUCGCGCUCAGCCGCGUGUACAGGUACAAGGCCGAGUCCACCGAGACGAUCGACAUUGUCAUGGGCCUGGAGGCCGAGAAAGCCAAGCUGCAGGCGGAGCCACUGGGUUGAUGAAGCAGGGCAGGAGAAGGGCCGCCGCCAUGACGCGAUCCGUCGUGUUCAUGCCUACAGCUUUGCGGCUCCACUGUUCCACUGUUGUGAAAAAAUCACAGGAUUUCUACAAGUAGUUUCCGUAUGACCGCAUGAACAGAUCAGGAAAAAGAAUACCAAAAGUUGUGUGCGAGAAAUGUCUGACAACAAAGGUCCUGCUUGGACACUUAAACUUGGUUAGAGGUUGCAGUUAGUUUCUAAUUCUAAAGUAUCUCUCAACAAACUCUAGCCAAAGAAGCAUUUGGAUAUAAGGGUUAGAUUGAUAUUAAAUGCACUUUACCAAUCAUUUAUCUC
Panicum virgatum (switchgrass) is the source of this 2246-nucleotide messenger RNA. RefSeq names its product protein NRT1/ PTR FAMILY 5.2-like. Gene Ontology annotation, molecular function: tripeptide transmembrane transporter activity; dipeptide transmembrane transporter activity. The coding region runs from base 135 to 1913 and encodes 592 amino acids. Gene Ontology annotation, biological process: dipeptide transport; transmembrane transport. Lineage: Eukaryota; Viridiplantae; Streptophyta; Magnoliopsida; Poales; Poaceae. Gene Ontology annotation, cellular component: membrane. The transcript has 3 exons. The record is from RefSeq and is a predicted model, not a curated record.